AUGACCAUGAUACAUGGAUACUUUAGAUUCCAUAAACCUGCACCACAUGAUUUGGGAUCCGCCAGAUGUAGGAUUCCGAGAGAUUUCAUGAAAAGGAAUAAUAUCACCACAGGCCAAUGGAUCAAAAUUGAGGACAACGAUCGGAUAGUGUACGCUUGCGUAUGGCCUAUCGAUAUAGCUGAAGAUGACAUUAUAGAGAUAGACGAUUUUGUAACGAAACCAAAAGUUUCUCCUGAUAGAGAACAUCCAUCACACAAUAGACGUUUGUAUUCCAUAUGUCCUAUACCACGCUUCCCACAGGUUGCGAAAGAGUUGAUUGUUACAGCUGAAAUUCAUCAUCCCUCAGACUUCUACACCUCAAGUAGAGAAUGGAGGGAAUUCCAAGAGUUUGGAUUCGUUUGGAGAAACGCCUCAGAGGAAAUGAAGAUUGAGACCAUUAAAGGACGACUGGCCGGUCUUUUAUUGAUUGAUGGGUGUAUUGUUCAAGAUGAACGGAAGUGCUUGAUAAUAAAGAUACAAUAUACAACACCAUCAAACGUUGAGGUGCUGAUCACACCUGCAACUCAAAUAAAGUUAUCUGCUAUCGAGGAGGAAGAUGCUGUAUUUGACGAUCGAGAGAUAUCCUCAAUUACGGACGCGUUUUUUUCAUUAUCGCUUAAAGAGCAAACAUCUUACCAGCCCAUAGCUGGUCUCGAAAAGGCCUACGAAGCCUUGUAUGAGGUUAUAAGUUACCCACUUUUGUAUCCUGGCUUAUUUCGGAAAAUAGGCGUCGAGUGUCCGAAAGGGGUGCUAUUGUAUGGGCCACCAGGAGUCGGAAAAACUUACUUAGUGUGUGCAAUCGCAGAAGCAUGUAAAGCACAAUUGAUUACGUUCCAUGGAUCAGAUGUCCACGAUCAAUAUGUCGGCGAAAGUGAAGAAAAGCUUCGCGAAACGUUUGCGGAGGCGAAUCGUAUAACUGUUGCAGAUACUAAUAAAGCAGUGAUUAUAUUUAUAGACGAAUUGGAUACACUUGCUCCCCAUAGGACGCAAGCCAAAUCUCAUGAAUCGCGUAUGGUGGCUCAACUUUUGACCUUGAUGGAUGGUAUAGAAUCACGAGGGCGAACAAUAGUAAUCGGAGCGACCAAUCGUCCGAAUGCUGUUGACCCUGCGUUAAGAAGACCCGGCAGACUAGACCGUGAGAUUGCUGUUGAUGUUCCGAACGAAAAGGCUCGUUUUGACAUAUUAAAAUCUAUAACAAGCACAAUGCCGAUUGAUUCUAGUGUGGCCUUGGAGGCUUUGGCUUCAGUUACAAAAGGAUACGUUGGUGCAGAUUUAGCCUCGUUAUGUCGCGAAGCCGCUAUGAACGCCAUGAAUCGACACACUGUUUGCGGAUCUGAAAAACAGAUUAAAAUGACUGAUUUUAAAUCAGCGAUGUCACGCGUAACGCCCUCGAUCUCUCGCGGUCUGCAAGUGGACAUAGAGCAAACGACAUGGGAUGACAUUGGCGGAUUGGAAGAAGUGAAAAAGAAACUGCAGCAAUCCGUUACAUGGCCGAUCAGCUAUCGAAAUGCGUAUGAAAGAUUAGGACUUAAACCAUCCAGAGGAAUAUUAUUAUAUGGACCACCGGGAUGUAGUAAAACUAGCUUAGUCAAGGUAAUAGCAACAAUUUCCGGAGCUUCUUUUAUUUCAAUCAACGGAGCCCAUUUAUACUCCCCGUAUGUUGGCGAUUCCGAAAAAAUAAUAAGCUCCACUUUUCAGCGGGCACGCUCUGCCUCGCCGUCGAUUGUAUUCUUCGAUGAAAUUGAUGCGAUUGUCGGCAAAAGAUCGUUUGAUAAAAGCCAUGGAAGAGAUAGCGUGCAAGAACGCAUUUUAUCUAUGCUGCUUAACGAGAUGGAUGGGAUUGAAGGGGCAAGCGGUGUGCUAGUCAUGGGAGCUACUAAUCGACCCGAUAUGAUCGAUGCUGCCUUGUUGCGACCUGGGAGAUUCGACAGAUUGAUAUUCGUGCCCCCGCCUGAUUUAGAGGCGCGUCGUCAAAUUUUACGAAUUCAUACGCUAAAUAUGCCUCUAAGCAAUGACGUUGUGUUGGAUGACCUGGCUGAAAAGACCGAAUUUUAUUCUGGGGCAGAUUUGAAAAACUUAUGUCGAGAAGCGGCAAUGAUUGCAUUGCGAGAAACGAUUUCGGUUCAGAGUAUAGAAAUGAGACAUUUUUCAGAGGCAAUGAAGAACGUCCAACCAUCCUUAACACUGGAAGCAUUGAAACAAUAUGAAGGCGUUGGAUGA
Paraglomus occultum is the source of this 2259-nucleotide messenger RNA. The record is from the annotation of a GenBank genome assembly. NCBI's taxonomy places the organism in Eukaryota, Fungi, Glomeromycota, Glomeromycetes, Paraglomerales, Paraglomeraceae.